Molecule: messenger RNA, 1486 nt
Organism: Trichosurus vulpecula (common brushtail)
Lineage: Eukaryota; Metazoa; Chordata; Mammalia; Diprotodontia; Phalangeridae
Gene: C7H6orf163
Product: chromosome 7 C6orf163 homolog
Exons: 5
Coding region: 1-1095 (364 amino acids)
Source: RefSeq, a predicted model, not a curated record
AUGAUUCGGAAUCCAGAUCUCGAAAACUUUGUUUGCUGUGCAGUGUGUAAUAAAAUAAUACCACCACCGCCUGUUGGGGAAGCUUUCCAACAGAUCCGUGAAUAUAAACCAUUUAAGACAAGGUUUUAUACUCACAAGGAUAUACUAGGUAUUGGGCUUGAGAUUCAUCAAAAGGAAGAAAAAAUUCAUCAUGAUAAACUGGAAAAACUUCUUAAAGUAGCACAGGAUGAAGUGUGGGCAAAGGCUGAGGAUAUAACAGAGGAGCAAGUGAAAAAAGCUGUCAAGAAAGUCCAUGAUAAACACCUGGAGGAAAUAAAAACUUUAAAGAAAGAACAUCAAAAGGAAUUGGAGGAAACAGUGAAACUUGCUCAGCAAGAGAUGAGAGAGAUCGUGGAAGAGGAAAUGAAGAGAGAAAACAGGGCUGCUGAACAGCGCAUGGUCCAUAGAAUCCAGAAGAUCCUCAAGGAGUGCCAUGAUGAAAAGCUCCGGGCAAUGGAGGAAGUCCGAGCCGAAGAACAGCAAAUAACGAUGGAACUACUGAAUAAGCAGAUGAGGAAGAAUGAGGAGAAAAUCCUGGAAGCUGGGAUUCUCUCUCACAAGACUCUUGAAAAAAGUAUAAAAGAUGUGACCAGAGCCACACAGCACCAGAUGAGCAUCGCUUUUAGCCUCAGCCAGAAAGAGAAGGAAGAAGAAGUUAACGAAGUGCUGCAGGAGGUGGAGAAGUUUCAUAAGGUUGCCAUCAGGAAAGUUUGCAAAAAGCUGACCGUCACUGAAGAGGAGCUGCAGGAGAAGACUGAGAAGCUGGAGAACAUGACCCACUGGAAGGACUUCCUGGAGGAGGAGCUGCUGGAAACCCGGGAGGCAUUUCAGAAAUACAUCAAUGCUACAUUUCCUAUGCUUGCACCGGGACAAGCAAAUUUUAUUCUACCACUAAGAAAGAAACCACCCAGUGAUAUAGAAGAAUACAUUAAAGCCAAAGAUGAACAAAAACUACCCAGUGGUGUAGAAGAAUACGUUAAAGCCAAAGAUGAACAAAAACCACCGAGUGAUAUAGAAAAACACAUUAAAGCCAAAGAUGAAAAGCUCUCCAGUUGAGAUUGCCCUGAAAAGCCAAUUGUUAUUCUGGUCACCAAAUAAAUUCAUUCAAUGAGCCUUCCUUGGGUACCUCUUAGGGUUAGGCACCUGGGUAGCCCAAUAGCUGGAGCAAUGGACUUGGCAUAAGUAAGACCUGAUUUCAAAUACUACUUCAGUCCCUUACUACAUCUUAGACCCCAGUUAAAGUCAAUCAAUCGACUAGCAUUUAUUAAAUACCUACUGUGUCCCAGGCACUGUGGUAAGCACUGAAGAUAACAAGGAAAGGGAAGAAAACUGUCCUUGCCCUAGAGGAAGGUACCUUCUCUAACCAAAGAGGCAACAUGUAAAUAACUAGAUACAUGUAAGAUAUGUACAGAGUAGAUGAAGGUCAUCUAAAGGAGGAAGGCAGUAA